Messenger RNA from Nannospalax galili (Upper Galilee mountains blind mole rat), 3223 nucleotides. It is a transcript of the gene Ccdc47, whose product is annotated as coiled-coil domain containing 47. Gene Ontology annotation, molecular function: calcium ion binding. Gene Ontology annotation, biological process: endoplasmic reticulum calcium ion homeostasis. NCBI's taxonomy places the organism in Eukaryota, Metazoa, Chordata, Mammalia, Rodentia, Spalacidae. The record is from RefSeq and is a predicted model, not a curated record. Bases 215 to 1666 code for a protein of 483 amino acids. Gene Ontology annotation, cellular component: endoplasmic reticulum. The transcript has 13 exons.
ACGCAUUCUACGUAACGGACGGCAGAGGCUACGUGAAGAGUGGGGCGGUGUGAGUGAGCUACCUGCCUGGGCUGUGACCCAGAGGCGUCGCGGCCAGCAAAAGUCUUAGUGACCGGAAGUCGGAGGCCGGACACAGGCAGGGUGCGUGGAGGCGGCGGCCCCAGGAGCCCCGGGCCGGGUUUCAGCCUCGGGUGCAGCUUGUUUUUGAGGUGCAAUGAAAGCCUUCUGUGCUUUCUGUGUUGUCCUUGUGGUGUUCAGUAGUCUCUCUGAAGCCAAGUUUGAUGACUUUGAGGAUGAGGAAGACCUAGUAGAGUAUGAUGAUAAUGACUUCGCAGAGUUUGAAGAUGUCAUGGAAGAUUCUGUGACCGAAUCUCCCCAGCGGGUGAUAACCACUGAAGACGAUGAAGAUGAGACCACCGUGGAGCUGGAAGGACAGGAUGAGAAUCAGGAAGGAGAUUUUGAAGACACAGACACACAGGAGGGAGACAGUGAGAGUGAGCCAUAUGAUGAUGAAGAAUUUGAGGGUUAUGAUGACAAGCCAGAUACUUCUUCUAGCAAAAAUAAAGACCCAAUAACAAUUGUUGAUGUUCCUGCACACCUCCAGAACAGUUGGGAGAGUUAUUAUCUAGAAAUUUUAAUGGUGACUGGUCUACUUGCAUAUAUCAUGAACUACAUCAUUGGAAAGAAUAAAAACAGCCGCCUUGCUCAGGCCUGGUUUAACUCUCAUAGAGAGCUUUUGGAGAGCAAUUUUACCUUAGUCGGGGAUGAUGGAACUAACAAAGAAGCCACAAGCACAGGAAAACUGAACCAGGAGAAUGAGCACAUCUAUAACCUGUGGUGUUCUGGUCGAGUAUGCUGUGAGGGCAUGCUUAUCCAGCUCAGGUUUCUUAAGAGACAAGACUUACUUAAUGUCCUGGCCCGGAUGAUGAGGCCAGUGAGUGAUCAAGUGCAAAUAAAAGUAACUAUGAAUGAUGAAGACAUGGAUACAUAUGUGUUUGCUGUUGGCACACGGAAAGCUUUGGUGAGGCUGCAGAAAGAAAUGCAGGAUCUGAGUGAGUUUUGUAGUGAUAAACCUAAGUCUGGAGCAAAGUAUGGACUGCCAGACUCUUUGGCCAUCCUGUCAGAGAUGGGAGAAGUCACAGAGGGAAUGAUGGAUACAAAGAUGGUUCACUUCCUUACGCACUAUGCUGACAAGAUUGAAUCCGUUCAUUUUUCAGACCAGUUCUCUGGUCCAAAAAUUAUGCAAGAGGAAGGUCAGCCUUUAAAGCUACCUGACACCAAGAGGACACUACUGUUUACAUUUAAUGUGCCUGGCUCAGGUAACACUUACCCAAAGGAUAUGGAGGCUUUGCUACCCCUGAUGAACAUGGUGAUUUACUCUAUUGAUAAAGCCAAAAAGUUCCGACUCAACAGAGAAGGUAAACAAAAAGCAGAUAAGAACCGGGCACGAGUGGAAGAGAACUUCUUGAAACUGACACACGUGCAGAGACAGGAAGCUGCACAGUCUCGACGUGAAGAGAAGAAAAGAGCUGAGAAGGAGCGGAUCAUGAAUGAGGAAGAUCCUGAGAAACAGCGCAGGCUGGAGGAAGCUGCUUUGAGACGAGAACAAAAGAAGUUGGAGAAGAAGCAAAUGAAAAUGAAACAAAUCAAAGUGAAAGCCAUGUAAAGUCAUCCCAGAGAUCUGAGUCCUAACACCAUCUAAGCUCUGCUGCAUUCCCAUGACACAUGAAAAGCCCAAAUCCAUUUCUCAAAGUUCACAUUUAUUCCUUAUCUCACCCUCUAUUCUACUUUUGGUUUGGAGUUUUACGGAGGUUGUAGGUACAUUGAAAGGGCUCUGUUUCAUUCACUUUCUUCCAGAUUGUUUUAUUCUAUAAAAGGGAUGGUAUAUAAAAUAUGUGCAGUUUUAAAAUACUUUUUAAAUUAUAACAUGAAUCAUCAUUGCUUUUAGUACUUUGGUGUUUGAAGAGUAAUCAUGAGAUUUAGGUAGGAUUUUGCUUUUUAUUUAAACUAGGCAAUUGGAAUAACUAUGAAGACUGACUCUAAACCAAGAUUCCACAAAUAACUGUUGGAAUUGCACAAUAAAUGUUGCUUGGUAUUUUCUUCUGUGUCCAUGUUAAACUUGUGAAAAAGUGAAUUCUAGAACACUGUAUGCAAUGAUGAAAUUUCAGAGACUCAGAAUAUAAUGCAGUGUAUGUUUAAUGUAUGGGAGGUGCUGAUUACAGUAUUGUAGGAAAUCUUUAGGUGUUAGGAUACUGAUAAGUACAUGGAAGAUUCUAGAGGUAGGUAGUACAGGCAUUUUCUCCUUGCCUGAUACUGUGAGCUAAUGACAAGGUGAGUGCUGAAUUUUAAGUGAUUAUAUGUUUAUUUUUCUUGAGUUUCAAAUGCAUGAAAAAUUAACUGCUUCACCUAGAUCAGAUCAGCAGUCCGAUCACUGGUCUCUGUGAGGUCACAGUGUUGUUCUUGGUUGCUGCAGCCUGUUGGAUGUUUGUGGAGAAGUUCUGUGUUUUGUGUUAUGGCUGUGUACCUUUGCUUCUCCCUGCUUUUAUCUCGUCCACAGUUGCUGGGUAUGUACUUUUUGAAACAAAUAGCCAUGGAUAUGCAUAAAUGCGCUUUAAAAAAAUGAACUUUCUUAAACUAUUCAGAGUUCUGUCUGCCUCUUGAGGUGGAAGCUCUUGGGGGAGCAUUUGGCUUGUUGAGAUCUCUGCAUUUUAUAAAUGCUUCCUACUGAGAAAGCAUUUUUUAAGUCACUGCUUGUACCAGGUAAUUUUUGCUGGGGAUGGGAAAGGGUUGGUUUUUUGUUGGGAGUGGGGUUGUGGGAUUUUUGUUGAUGCUGUGUUCUGAGGUAGUAACAAGGCGUCGCUGUGAAUACAGUGUGUGCUGCUGCCUUUGAAACUGCAGGAGCUUUUCACAUGGGUUCUAUCUGGGUUAAUAAUAGAAAUGUGUAAACUUGGAGGUGCAGGUAUAAGAUUUUUUUAGCACUUCACACAUUUAAGUUAUUGAAAAUAAUAAAAAGUUCAAUCCCUUUAAUGCUAUAUGAUUCUAGAAUCAACUUUGUUUUACAAACCUUUAAAUUACAUUUUAGAAUCAAAAUUGAUAUGCUUAGCUAUCUUUUGCGUAAUACAAGCUUUCUUAAAGUCCCACAUGUUUGAACCGUGGCAGCUAAUUUUGUAAUUUAAGCAUUCUUAUGAACUACCUAUGACAUAUAUUAAACUGAUUGACGAAA